UGUGUGUGUGUGUGUGUGUGUGUGUGUGUGUGUGUGUGUGUGUGUGUGUGUGUGUGUGUGUGUGUGUGUGUGUGUGUGUGUGUGUGUGUGUUUUAUCUACACACGCCCAGAGCUCCAGUACACAGGGUUACACUUCGUGGAGUGUGAGAUGUAUUAUUACAGAUAUGACAACGCGGAGGUCAGCUGCUGUUACAAAUAUCUAAUGUUCAGCUAUAACAUCAUCUUCUGGCUGGCCGGAGCAGCAUUUAUUGCAAUAGGAUUCUGGGCCUGGAGUGAGAAGGGUGUGCUUCUGGACCUGACCCAGGUGACCCGUCUGCAUGGGUUUGACCCAGUCUGGGUGGUUCUGCUGGUCGGCAUGGUAACAUUCAUCCUGGGAUUUGCUGGCUGUGUGGGAGCUCUGAGGGAGAACAUCUGUCUGCUCCGCUUUUUUUCCAGUGUGAUUGGCUUUAUCUUCUUCCUGGAGCUGACGGCGGCCGUGUUAGCGCUGGUGUUUCAGGAACCCCUGAGAAAGUGGAUCAGUGACUUCUUUAUAGUGAACGUGAAAGGGUACAGAGACGACAUCGACCUUCAGAACCUCAUCGAUUCACUGCAGAGAGUGAACCACUGCUGUGGAGCAGACAGUCCAAAUGACUGGGACCAGAACGUAUAUUUUAACUGUUCUCUGACGAACCUAAGCAGAGAGCGUUGUGGAGUUCCGUUCUCCUGCUGCAUCAGUGACCCGGCGGACACAGUUGUGAACACACAGUGUGGUUAUGACAUCAGGGCAUCUGAAUCUUCGAAGUGGCAGAGUGUGAUCUAUGUUAAAGGGUGUGUUGCUGCUUUGGAAGAGUGGCUGCCGCGUAACAUCAACAUUGUAGCUGGAGUUUUUAUUGUUGUCUCACUGUUACAGAUGGUGGGAAUCUUUCUGGCUCGGAAUCUAAUCAGUGACAUUGAGAAAGUGAAAUUUCAUUAUUAACCUGCAGAAACCAUGAAAAGACAAGAGACCAGAAACCUCCUGAACUUUUUACAUUUAUUUCUCUUUGCCUUUUUUCACUCUAAUUGUGUGUUAGAGUGUGUGAGAAUGUGUGUGUGUGAGAGAGAGUGUGUGUGUGUGUGUGUGUGUGUGAGAGAGAGAGAGUGUGAAUGUAUAUGUAAGAAAGAGAGGGUGUGUGUGUGUAUAUGUGAGAAAGUGUAUGUGUGUGGUGUGUGUGUGUGUGUGAGAGAGAGUGAGUGUAUAUGUGUGUGGUGUGUGUGUGUGUGUGUGUGUGUGUGUGUGUGUGUGAGAGAGAGAGAGAGAGAGUAUAUGUGAGGGAGUGUGUGUGUGAGAGUGAGUGUAUAUGUGCGUGGUGUGUGUGAGAGAGAGAGUGAGUGCAUGUGUGUGUGUGAGAGAGUGAGAGAGUGUAUAUGUGAGGGAGUGUGUGUGUGUGUGUGUUUGUUUGUCUCUUCAGUGCCUUUGAAGUUGAGUGUGUAACACUCACAAUGUAACGACUGUCUAAUUUCUCUCAGGUUGUAAAUCUGCAUUUUUAUAUAUUCCAGUUUGCUAAUUUACAUAAAUGAAUAUUCAUCAUGUUGAAUCUGAUUAGUUAAAAAGCUAACGGAUGUUAGACUGAAUUAUUAGAAGGUGAAUGUGAUUUGCUCCUCUGGGAGCUGCACACACACACGCACGCACGCACACACACACACAUGCACACACACACACGCACGCACACACAUACACACGCACGCACACACACACAUACACACACACACACACGCACA
Molecule: messenger RNA, 1737 nt
Organism: Tachysurus fulvidraco (yellow catfish)
Lineage: Eukaryota; Metazoa; Chordata; Actinopteri; Siluriformes; Bagridae
Gene: tspan14
Product: tetraspanin 14
Exons: 9
Coding region: 149-955 (268 amino acids)
Biological process (GO): protein localization to plasma membrane; protein maturation; regulation of vascular endothelial growth factor signaling pathway
Cellular component (GO): membrane
Source: RefSeq, a predicted model, not a curated record